Chelonoidis abingdonii (Abingdon island giant tortoise) is the source of this 2895-nucleotide messenger RNA. RefSeq names its product ATPase H+ transporting V0 subunit a4 (gene ATP6V0A4). Gene Ontology annotation, cellular component: vacuolar proton-transporting V-type ATPase, V0 domain; plasma membrane; vacuolar proton-transporting V-type ATPase complex. The record is from RefSeq and is a predicted model, not a curated record. Gene Ontology annotation, biological process: proton transmembrane transport; vacuolar acidification. Lineage: Eukaryota; Metazoa; Chordata; Testudines; Testudinidae. Gene Ontology annotation, molecular function: ATPase binding; proton-transporting ATPase activity, rotational mechanism.
GAGUUGCAAGUAGUUCCAGAAUUCUUCAAGCUCCAUAAAGAGCAGGUGAUCAAGAACAAGAGCGAGCGAGAUGGCAUCGAUGUUCCGGAGCGAGGAGAUGUGUCUGACGCAGCUGUUUCUCCAGGUGGAGGCUGCCUAUUGCUGUGUUGCAGAGCUUGGCGAGCUGGGCCUGGUCCAGUUCAGAGAUUUGAAUGUGAAUGUGAACAGCUUCCAGAGAAAGUUUGUGAAUGAAGUCAGAAGAUGUGAAUCCUUGGAGAGGAUCCUCCGCUUUCUGGAAAAUGAAAUGGAAAAUGAGAUUGUGAUCUUCAAACCUGAAAAGUAUCCUGAGACCCCCCUGCCUCGAGAAAUGAUUGAUCUGGAGACAGUUCUGGAGAAACUGGAGGGUGAGCUGCAGGAAGCCAAUCAGAAUCAGCAAACCUUGAAACAGAACUUUCUAGAACUGACUGAACUAAAACAUCUCCUGAAGAAAACUCAGGACUUCUUUGAGACAGAAACCAAUCUACCAGAUGAUUUCUUCAACGAAGACACUUCUGGUCUGUUGGAAUUAAGAAGUACUCCUGCUACAGUGGCUGCAAAGUUGGGAUUCACAGCAGGGGUAAUAAAAAGGGAAAGGAUGGUGCCUUUUGAGCGUUUACUAUGGAGAGCCUGCAGGGGAAACAUCUAUUUGAGAUACACUGAAAUGGACACUGCCCUGGAGGACCCUAUUACGAAGGAACAGAUGAAAAAGAAUGUGUUCAUUAUCUUCUAUCAAGGAGAGCAGCUCAGCCAAAAAAUCAAGAAGAUUUGUGAUGGGUUUCGUGCUACAGUAUAUGCCUGUCCAGAGUCUGCUGCUGAACGUCGAGAAAUGGCCGAUGGUGUGAACGCAAGGAUUGAAGAUUUAAAUGCAGUGAUCACCCAAACGGAAUCGCACCGCCAGCGGCUGCUGCGCGAGGCAGCUGCGAACAUGUGGACUUGGGGGAUCAAGGUGAAGAAAAUCAAAGCCAUCUACCACAUCCUGAAUUGCUGUAACAUUGACGUCACCCAGCAGUGCAUCAUCGCCGAGAUCUGGUUCCCAGUGGCUGACUCUAGCAGGAUAAAAAGGGCUCUCCAGCAGGGAAUGGAACGUAGCGGCUCUACGAUCUCCCCUAUCCUGACUGCAGUACAGUCUAAGAUGGCCCCACCCACCUUCAACAGAACCAACAAGUUCACUGCAGGCUUUCAGAACAUUGUGGAUGCUUAUGGUGUGGGAAGCUACAGGGAGAUGAAUCCAGCUCCAUACACUAUAAUUACCUUCCCCUUCUUGUUCGCGGUGAUGUUUGGAGAUUGUGGCCAUGGUGCUAUUAUGCUGGCCUUCGCCCUCUGGAUGGUAACUAAUGAGAAGACACUUUUGGUCCAGAAAAGCAAUAAUGAGAUUUGGAACACCUUCUUUGGUGGGCGCUACCUGAUCCUGCUCAUGGGCAUAUUCUCCAUUUAUACUGGCUUUAUCUACAAUGACUGCUUCUCCAAAUCUUUCAACAUCUUUGGUUCUUCCUGGCAUACCCGCCCCAUGUUUAGGAACAACACGUGGAAUCUUCAUGUUCUUGAAGAAAAUCAGGUAUUGCAGUUGGAUCCGGCAGUUCCUGGAGUCUACUCAGGAAAUCCAUAUCCGUUUGGGAUUGAUCCGAUCUGGAACAUUGCUUCAAACAAGCUGACGUUCUUAAACUCCUACAAAAUGAAGAUGUCUGUCAUCAUGGGGAUUACGCAGAUGGUCUUUGGGGUCAUACUCAGUCUUUUCAACCACAUCUACUUCAAGAAAACCAUAAACAUCGUCCUGCAGUUCAUUCCAGAAAUGAUCUUUAUCCUCUGCCUGUUUGGUUACCUGGUCUUCAUGGUUAUUUUCAAAUGGUGCCGGUUUGACGUCCAUGUAUCCCAGAAAGCACCAAGCAUUCUCAUCCACUUCAUCAACAUGUUUAUGUUUAAUUACAAUGAUCCUACAAACGACCCCUUAUAUCUGCACCAGGAAGAAGUCCAGAGCUUUCUGAUCAUAUUUGCCCUGAUAGCUGUUCCCUGGAUGCUUCUAUUUAAACCUUUCAUCCUCCGAGCCAAUCACCGGAAAGCUCGGCGUAUGCUCCAGACACCAGCCAUUUCAGAAAACCCUGCUGGUGACAUUGAAGUGGAGAUCAUUGACUCCAAUCACUCCAAGACAACUGGUCAGGAAGACCAUAGUGGUGGCCAUGAUGAUGAGUUCAAUUUUGGCGACACGUUUGUCCACCAAACUAUCCACACUAUUGAAUACUGCCUGGGCUGCAUCUCCAACACAGCAUCCUACCUCCGGCUCUGGGCACUCAGCUUGGCUCAUGCAGAGUUAUCAGAGGUCCUCUGGACCAUGGUGAUGAACAUCGGACUUAAGAACAGCGGCUGGGGAGGACUUAUUGGGGUCUUCAUCAUCUUUGCCAUCUUUGCAGUUCUGACUGUAGCUAUUCUGCUUGUCAUGGAGGGCCUCUCUGCCUUCCUGCACGCACUGCGCCUUCACUGGGUGGAGUUCCAGAACAAGUUCUACGUGGGGACAGGUUAUAAGUUUUCUCCAUUCUGCUUUAAGUCUAUCAUAGAUGGAACUGCAGAAGGCUAAAGACAACUAAUUGCAAAAACCCUUUACUCCCAGGACCAAAUUUUUCAUUCCUUAAGACAGAUUACACUCUGGGGUACAGAAACCUCCUCAAGUGAGCAUCAUAUUCUAUGUAGUUAAAUGGAAUUGUUGCCCUGGCCUAGCACUAGGUACAAACCAGACACUACUCUCACGGUUAACCGUGUCAUACUUUAGCAAAAAUGUUAAUCUAAAAGGUGACCAUUUUUACUUAUAGAAUGCUAAACUGUAAAUCAGCAGAGCAACAGAACAGAGAGACAACACCCGACGUGUUGGCCAGAUGCUCAGCUGGU